Aquila chrysaetos chrysaetos is the source of this 1553-nucleotide messenger RNA. RefSeq names its product endogenous retrovirus group MER34 member 1, envelope (gene ERVMER34-1). NCBI's taxonomy places the organism in Eukaryota, Metazoa, Chordata, Aves, Accipitriformes, Accipitridae. Bases 65 to 880 code for a protein of 271 amino acids. The transcript has 2 exons. The record is from RefSeq and is a predicted model, not a curated record.
UGUUGAUAACCAAAGCUUAUGCAAAAAUCACUCAUUUGUGGGAAAUUGGACCCAAUACCAAAACAUGACUUCUAUUACCUCAGGAUUACAUUUAAGUUGGCGAGCACCUGAGGACUUGGCUAUUUUUUGGUUAUGCGGAAACAAAGCUUACAAAGCUCUGCCUCCAAUUUGGGGAGGAAUUUGUACCCUAGGAGUUAUGUCUACAGAUUUAGAAAUUCAUCCAAAAACUGUCUCAAGUGCAACAUGGCAUAGAACCUUUUUAACUCGAAUUCGAAGAACACUAAAUCCCUUGAUUGAAAGGUCAACAGGAUUUAAUUCAUUUGUGAGAUGGCUGAUUCCGGCUCUGGGAGUAAGUGAAUUAGAGAAAGCAGUCUUAAAUGUCUCUGGGGAAACUGAAAAAUUAGCAAAUUCAACUGCACAUGGACUUUCUACUCUCCAGAAAGAGGUAACUGAACUUUCAAAAAUGACUAUCCAAAACCGAAUGGCCUUAAACAUGAUUCUGGCUUCACAAGGUGGAGUUUGUACUGUCUUAAAUACCAGCUGCUGUAUGUAUACUGAUCGAUCAGGAGAAUUAAUGACAGAUGUCCAAAAAAUUUGGGAGGUUAGUGCCAUGAUGCAACAAAUUCAAAGAGAUGAUACAUCCUGGGGAUUUUCUGACACCUUUUCUUGGUUAACAUCUUGGUUUCCAAAUUUGGCCACUUGGGUGAAAAAGUUAAUUGUAAUAGUACUCGUCGUUAUAAUCAUAGUAGUAUGUGUAAUUGUGUUGUUUCAAUGCUGUAUAAGUUGUAGCUCUAAGAUAAUACAGAAGAUAGAAAAGAAAAUGUGGAGUUACCAACAGGAUCGCAGGAGUGCGAUGAAAAACAAAAGGAGGGAAUUGUAAAAGGAACUAGGCCUUAAGCCUUAUUGUUUUAAGACUAUUCAUAUUAGACAUAUAACUAAUGAUUAGAAAUUGGUUUAGAUAUGAUUAAUAGAAUGCAGGUGCUUAUAAAACAAUAUCUAUGAGCUGCUUAAUUGUUCUAUGAGACUCCCUCUUCAUGGCUGGCUUAAAAUCCAGUCAAGCUGAAUCAACAGAGGAAGGAUCAUACCUCUUAGACCUAAGACAUGGGAGUAAGUGAUUAACUUUAGAACAAGAUAAAUUAAUGUAAUAACCUGAGUAGUUUUUUUAGAAAUUCAUAGGUACCUUUGAAGUGUAAGAAGAUAAGUGAUGAUGGUGACCGGAGACCUUCUGCCUAUGACCACCAAUCUCAGAAGAACCGAGACAUGAGAAUGGAGAAUGGAUGAGAUAAGAUGAUGAAUGAUAACGAUAUGAGAACAGAAAAUCGGCUGGAAAAUUACAGAGACUUCGGCUGGAAAAUUGCAGAGACUUUGGGUUGGGACAAUGGGUGGCAAAAGGGUAUAUAAGGUCUGGAAACUUUUGGAAGUGUGCCAUUCACUGCGGUGGUGGCCCAACUCUGAGUUGUUAAUAAAGCAAACCUAGAGAAACCCACGUCUGAAAAUUCUUUAACACAAAGGGGCUUCAAGCAGCCAAGACUUCUGGAAGUUGAAAGCCUUUC